AUGAGCGAACCAUGGUUGAGAGACAAAGAAGGAGCUUGGAUCCCUUCACCACAAAAUUCAGGUGUGCAUAAUAUUACAGUUAAUGAACUCUUGAUACCAAAUGUGAAGGUGCGGGAUAAGGAAAAAAUUAAGUCUUUAUUUCCUAUGCAUAUUACUAACCGUAUCCUUGAAAUUCCAUUAUUUGACAUGGUAAAGGAAGACAAGUUGUAUUGGGUUGAUAGUGUUCAUGGGCAAUAUAGUGUAAGAAGUGGGCAAGUAGUUGGCUCGGUUAACCAAGAGGAUUGGACAAACCUAUGGAAAAUUCAUGCUCCUCCAAAGGCCAAACAUCUUCUGUGGAGAAUAUGCAGGGGCUGCAACUAUAGUAUCCAAGCUAUACAAUCUGCGGGCCUGGAGCACAUUAUAUUGUCACGGAUUCAGCAGUUUUGUAGUGUGCAAGCUGUGAUUCAUGACAUAUGUUCUGUCGAGGAUAAUGAUACAGCAGGAACCUUUGCAAUGUUAGUCUGGGUGCUGUGGAACAAUAGGAAUAAUAGUGUGUGGAACAGCUCGAAGGAACCGGGACGAAGCUUGGGUUUUAAAACAAGGCAAUUAUGGAAUGAUUGGCAUGCUAUGCAACAGGUACAGCAGAAUGCACGCCAGAUAACACAGAUGCAGCAACAUAUAACAUGGCAGAAGCCACCUCACAAUUGGUACAAAUGCAAUGUUGAUGCGGGAUUUCACAAAAAUGUCAACAAAACAAGUACAGGCUGGUGUUUGCGUGACCACCGGGGAGUUUUUGUCGCGGCUGGAACCAAUUGGUUUGAAGGAAAUUGCGUCAUUGUCGAAGGUGAAUCGAUUGCCUUACUAGAAGCAUUGAAAGAAAUAGCAGAAAGAGGUAUAUCGAACGUUAUUUUUGAAACGGAUUCGAAGAGUGUAGUGGAUGCAAUUCACAAUAUAAAAAGUGGUAGCUCAGAUUUUAGUUCACUCAUUUGUCAUGUUAAGCAUGUAUUGUUAUCUAAUCCAAACUUUGUGGUAAAGUUUAUUAAGCGACAAGCGAAUAUGGUAGCUCACACGUUAGCUAGGGUAGCCAUAUCUUGGUCUAGUCGCUGUAUUUUUGAGACGUUACCUCUUUGUAUUACUACUUUAUUGAGCAAUGAAAUGAUAUGA
Messenger RNA from Trifolium pratense (red clover), 1143 nucleotides. RefSeq lists its product as uncharacterized. The coding region runs from base 1 to 1143 and encodes 380 amino acids. The transcript is spliced from 3 exons. The record is from RefSeq and is a predicted model, not a curated record. Gene Ontology annotation, molecular function: RNA-DNA hybrid ribonuclease activity; nucleic acid binding. NCBI's taxonomy places the organism in Eukaryota, Viridiplantae, Streptophyta, Magnoliopsida, Fabales, Fabaceae.